Cydia splendana is the source of this 713-nucleotide messenger RNA. Its product is annotated as succinate dehydrogenase cytochrome b560 subunit, mitochondrial-like. Gene Ontology annotation, cellular component: membrane. Gene Ontology annotation, molecular function: oxidoreductase activity, acting on the CH-CH group of donors; electron transfer activity. The record is from RefSeq and is a predicted model, not a curated record. Gene Ontology annotation, biological process: mitochondrial electron transport, succinate to ubiquinone; tricarboxylic acid cycle. Bases 81 to 623 code for a protein of 180 amino acids. The transcript is spliced from 4 exons. Lineage: Eukaryota; Metazoa; Arthropoda; Insecta; Lepidoptera; Tortricidae.
GACACUGACACUUGACAGUGCCAGUUCGUCAGACUCAGUGAAGGCUACGACGACUUGCAGUGUCUCAAACACAAUUAACAAUGGCUUUCUAUUGUUGCGGCAGAUUGGGUGGUAGGUCUGUGCUUGGCAACGUCAGCAGGUUGCCUAAUUUGCUGGGUACCGCUCAGUACGCUCAGGCGGCGGGGGUGCCUAAGAUAACUUUUAAAAAGUUUGAGCCAGAGAAGAUUGAACACCAUGAUAUUAGGAAUGAGCGUCUGCACCGCCCAAUGUCGCCGCAUCUCACGAUAUAUGCUCCUCAACUGACCAGCAUGUUGUCUAUUACCCAUAGAAUUGCAGGUAUGAUGCUGUCUGGCUACGCUACAGUAUUAGGUGUAGGAGCAUUAGCCCUGCCUCACGAUGUUUCCCACUAUGUUACCAUGAUCGAAGGCCUCAACCUGUCACCGGCAACUAUCUUCCUAGCAAAAUUCAUCAUUGCUGCACCUUUCGGAUACCACUUUGCCAAUGGACUGAGGCAUCUGUACUGGGACACUGCAAAGGGCUUGACUAUUAAGGAAGUCUACACAACCGGCUACGCUAUGUUGGCUACGGCAACGGCUAUCACUGUUCUCUUAGCUUGUCUAUAAAUAUAUAGUCUCAUUAGAGUAAAACAUCAUUACAUUUUGGUAUUCUAUUUAUUUUCCAUGUAAAAAUGCAAUAAAUUUAUUGAAAUCAGA